AUGGGCAUGGGCAGUAUGGGAGGCAUGGGUGGCUUUGGUGUACCUCGUCGUCGCUUCCAUGGCGGUGGAAUGGAAAUGAGUGGGAUGGGGAUGGGCGGUGGAUUUGGACACGGCGGAAGGAUGAAUGGUCCUCCCGGCGGUGGAUAUGGGCGGUAUGGCGGAGGUUAUGGCGGAGGCUAUGGGGGAGGCUACAGAGGAAGAUACGGAGAAGGCUAUGGCGGAGGAUUCGGGGGCCGCCGUGGCCGGUGUUAG
Molecule: messenger RNA, 252 nt
Organism: Penicillium maclennaniae
Lineage: Eukaryota; Fungi; Ascomycota; Eurotiomycetes; Eurotiales; Aspergillaceae
Exons: 1
Coding region: 1-252 (83 amino acids)
Source: RefSeq, a predicted model, not a curated record